AAGUUCAAGGUCGCCGACCUCAGCUUGGCCGCUUUCGGUCGUCGCGAGAUUGAACUCGCCGAACACGAGAUGCCCGGUCUCAUGGCCACCCGCGAGAAGUACGCCCAGGAGCAGCCCCUCAAGGGCGCCCGCAUCGCCGGUUGCUUGCACAUGAGCCGGAUUGAAGCUGACCCGCGCCUCCACAGCCNNAUCCAGACUGCCGUCCUCAUCGAGACCCUCAAGGCCCUCGGUGCCGAGCUCACCUGGUCAUCCUGCAACAUUUUCUCCACCCAGGACCACGCCGCCGCCGCCAUCGCCGCCGGCGGUACCCCCGUCUUCGCCUGGAAGGGUGAGACCGAGGAGGAGUACGAAUGGUGCCUCGAGCAGCAGCUCACCUCUUUCCCCUCGGGCAAGUCUCUCAACUUGAUCCUCGACGACGGUGGUGACCUUACUGCCCUUGUCCACAAGAAGUACCCCGAGAUGCUCAAGGACUGCUACGGUGUCUCCGAGGAGACCACCACCGGUGUCCACCACCUCUACAAGAUGCUCAAGAACAAGGGCCUCCUUGUCCCCGCCAUCAACGUCAACGACUCCGUCACCAAGUCCAAGUUCGACAACCUUUACGGCUGCCGCGAGUCGCUUGUCGACGGUAUCAAGCGUGCCACCGAUGUCAUGAUCGCUGGUAAGGUCGCCGUUGUCGCUGGUUUCGGUGAUGUCGGUAAGGGUUGCGCCCAGGCUCUCCACGCCAUGGGUGCCCGCGUUCUCGUUACCGAGAUCGACCCCAUCAACGCCCUCCAGGCCGCCGUCUCCGGCUAUCAGGUCACCACCAUGGAGAAGGCCGCUUCCGUCGGUCAGAUCUUCGUCACCACCACCGGCUGCCGUGACAUUCUCGUUGGCAAGCACUUCGAGGCCAUGCCCGAGAACGCCAUUGUCUGCAACAUUGGUCACUUCGACAUUGAGAUUGACGUUGCCUGGUUGAAGAAGAACGCCACCUCGGUCCAGAACAUCAAGCCCCAGGUUGACCGUUUCCUCAUGCCUUCCGGCCGUCACAUCAUCCUCCUCGCCGAGGGUCGUCUCGUCAACCUUGGCUGUGCCACCGGCCACUCUUCCUUCGUCAUGUCCUGCUCCUUCGCCAACCAGGUCCUUGCCCAGAUCAUGCUGUUCAAGGCUGGUGACGAGGCCUUCGGCAAGAAGUACGUCGAGUUCGCCCGCGCUGGCGAGGGUGAGGGUGUUGGUGAGCUCAAGAACGGCGUCAUGCCCGUCGGUGUCUACGUCCUGCCCAAGAUCCUCGACGAGCAGGUCGCUCUUCUCCACCUCGAGCACGUCAACGCCGAGCUCUCCACCCUCACCGACGUCCAGGCCGAGUACCUCGGUCUCCCCGUCGAGGGUCCCUUCAAGAGCGACAUGUACAGAUACUAG
Messenger RNA from Aureobasidium uvarum, 1398 nucleotides. Lineage: Eukaryota; Fungi; Ascomycota; Dothideomycetes; Dothideales; Saccotheciaceae. The record is from the annotation of a GenBank genome assembly.